Dothidotthia symphoricarpi CBS 119687 is the source of this 1323-nucleotide messenger RNA. RefSeq lists its product as uncharacterized. The transcript has 6 exons. Bases 1 to 1323 code for a protein of 440 amino acids. NCBI's taxonomy places the organism in Eukaryota, Fungi, Ascomycota, Dothideomycetes, Pleosporales, Dothidotthiaceae. The record is from RefSeq and is a predicted model, not a curated record.
AUGGCACCCACACACGAUAGUAAAUUCUUGCCUGAGAUCUGGACAUCGUACGCAAUCGGCACCGUAUGGCUUCUUCUCCGCUUCGCAGUGCGUGUGCGUAUUGCUGGCAUCCGUGGACUACGCCUCGAUGAUGGCUUCGCAUUCGUAGCUUUGGGAUGUUGGACAUAUACAAUCGUCACAACUCACAUUACGUACUCUUCGGGCACCAACACCGACUUUACAGAGUCUGAAGUCGCAAAGUUCUCCGAGCAAAAGUUUAGUGAGGUGGUGUAUGGAACCAAGAUGUUUCUGGCAUCAUGCUACAUAUAUAUUGCAUUGGUCUUCAGUCUGAAAGGCAUCGUCAUCGUGCUCUAUCAGCGCCUCGCCAUUGGUGCGUGGCAAAAGUUCAUACUAAAAGCUACAACCUACUUCUGUAUCAUGGGCUACAUAUCUGUUACCGCGGCUCUCACUUUUGAUUGUCAACCAAUCAGCAGACGAUGGUCACUGCCAGCAGAUCCAUCGGGCUCGUGUAGGUCCUCGCCUCGAGUACUGAUCACGCUUAGUUGUAUCAAUGCUCUUUCUGACAUAUGGUUGCUCUGCAUACCAGUCCCUCUACUGUGGACCUUGAACAUCCCUUUGCAAAAACGCAUCGGCGUGUUCUUCUUGUUGGCUUCUGGCUUGUUUGUGCUGGCGGCAUGUAUCACGCGCGUCUCCCUCACCGUUGUGCCCAAUAUAUCGAUCUUCAUAAUCGCACGUUGGGGUAUCAGAGAAUUCACCAUCGCGAUCAUUGCUGUCAACUCCGCAGCCUUGCGUCCCUUGUUCCGCAGAAGCUUCUGGGGCAAGCCAGAUCCUGCCGGCCACGCACAUCGACAUGCAAAUAACUACCUAUUCCCGACCAUACAGCACGCACGCAGACGCGGCAGUAGAUACCGUAUCCACGACGAUGUCCUGAACUCGACGUCCGCAGGUGCUUCCACCGUCGACAAUUUCAACUACGAUGAGCACGGUCGGCAGGAGGAGUAUGUCUUCGAGGACCCGGAUUACAGGGUACCUAAUCCGCUGCACACGGCACAGAACGUGGCUCGCAGAAGUGGUCUUCGGGAUUCGUUUCGCAGCCUGGGACGGAGUUGGAAUGAGAGCCGCUACCAGAGUGAAGCACGCACAAGGCCCGUGAGCGAGGGGGGAAAUUCGUCCGUCACUACGCAUGAUAACGAUCUCGAGAAGGGAGGAAAGUCCAACGAUACGAUUAUGGGCAGUGAGAGUGGUUGUACGAGUCGGAGCACCCACACGAGUAUUGGGGAAGAGGAGGAAAAGCCCCUCGAAACGAUCUUACCAGGCUCGUGA